CAUAAAAACGCAAUACCCACACGACGUUUUGACCGUCGGCUCAAAAUCCUAUAAAUUACGCUUCAUGGUUCCCUUUUCAACUUGUAUUAGCCUCGUUUAAAAAAUAAAUAAAUUAAAUCUUGAUAUAGUUGCUCUUCUUUUGCUUCUCUUAUACUGAGUUCCAAGCAAAACCCUUUUUUGUUUUUCGCCUGAUUCCGCUGUUAUGGCUUCUCAAUCUUCUAAGGGAUCAGUUCAUGAUUUCACUGUUAAGGAUGCAAGAGGGAAUGAUGUUGAUUUAAGUAUUUACAAGGGCAAGGUUUUGUUGAUUGUCAAUGUUGCAUCACAAUGUGGCUUGACCAAUUCCAACUACACUGAGCUAAGUAAAUUGUAUGAGCAAUAUAAAGAUCAAGGUUUUGAGAUUCUUGCAUUCCCAUGUAACCAGUUUGGAGGACAGGAGCCAGGGAACAAUGAGCAAAUCUUAGAGUUUGCUUGCACUCGCUUUAAAGCUGAAUACCCCAUAUUUGAUAAGGUUGAUGUGAAUGGUGAGAAGGCUGCUCCCGUAUACAAAUUCCUCAAGUCUAGUAAAGGUGGACUUUUUGGGGACAGCAUCAAGUGGAAUUUUUCCAAGUUCUUGGUCGAUAAGGAGGGCCAUGUCUUCGAUCGUUAUGCUCCCACUACUUCUCCUCUUAGCAUUGAGAAGGAUAUUAAGAAACUGCUGGCUUGAAUUUGAUGAGUGGAAGAGAUUAGCUGAUCACCUCAUAGAGUCAAUAAAUUAGAUAUGCCUAUGAAUAAAAAAAAAAACUAUUCUAUCUCUGUUUAUGUUUCCCCCAUCUCCUAAUGAUGGGGUUAGACUGUACUACAAUUUAGAAGUUGUACCUUUUAUAAUAUUUUAUUCAUCAUGGAAAA
This is a messenger RNA of Gossypium arboreum, 885 nucleotides long. Its product is annotated as probable phospholipid hydroperoxide glutathione peroxidase. Gene Ontology annotation, cellular component: cytosol. The record is from RefSeq and is a predicted model, not a curated record. Lineage: Eukaryota; Viridiplantae; Streptophyta; Magnoliopsida; Malvales; Malvaceae. The transcript is spliced from 6 exons. Gene Ontology annotation, biological process: response to oxidative stress. Gene Ontology annotation, molecular function: glutathione peroxidase activity. The coding region runs from base 203 to 703 and encodes 166 amino acids.